Molecule: messenger RNA, 955 nt
Organism: Eupeodes corollae
Lineage: Eukaryota; Metazoa; Arthropoda; Insecta; Diptera; Syrphidae
Exons: 2
Coding region: 64-897 (277 amino acids)
Source: RefSeq, a predicted model, not a curated record
UGUCAUUUACUCAAAUCAUAAACUUACGCUUGUUGGCAUUGAUUUAGUUUAUUUCGAGCUGAAAUGGCUUCGGUUGUAUUUUUAGCUUUUAUUUCGUCGUUGUUUCUUUUAAUAAUAAUUAAUACAAGUGUUCAGUUUAAUUCUGUUGAAGGUUUACCCCUUUCCCAAGGGAAAAGGAAUAUUGUUUACACUCGUUACGUUCGAAGGAGGCCAAUACCGUAUUCGAAUAAUUAUGUCCGUGAAGUGAUUGAGGUUUUUAAAACUCAUCGAAGACCACCACCUUAUGCUUUUCUGCAUGAUGAGGAUCUAACAAGAUUCGUUAGGUGUGAUUUUGAUCCUAGUAUGCCAGAUUGUGGUGAAGAAACAAAUUCAGCUACCACUUCGGAAAGAUCAUCAACUUCUUCAACUACAUCGCGGUCUGAUAUUUCAACUUCAACUUUAGCACCUUUUGCGACUUCUACUCGUACAACUUUUACGCCAUUGUCAUGGUGGGAUCGAAGAACUGAAGAAAGUUCUACGGAAACACCAACAACAUCAACAACUACUACAGAACAGAAUAUUCCUCAAUUAGGAUUACCUGAGGCAAUAACUUCAACUUCAAAACCUCUAGUUUCUAUAGAUCUUGAAGAUGAAGAAACUAAUAAAAGUGAAGAUGGCAAUGAAUAUGAUGAUGGGUUCAACAAGGAAAGAAAUAACGAUCCGGGUGAAACUGAAUAUUAUGAUGAAGGCGAAGAAGAUGAGAAUAAUAAUUCUCAAGGUGUAACAAAUGAUAAUGAAGUUGAAGAAGAAGCUGAAGCCGAAGUUGAAACUGCCGAUGAUGCAGAUACAGAAGUUGAGACACAAACUCAAGAAACGACAGUUAAGCCGACAACAAAGUCGUUUUUAAAUUGGUUUUAAGGUUAAGUUAAUAUUUAAACUGUGGAUUUAAAAAUAAAAAUACUAUUUUUUAAGAAGA